AUGCUCCUCCAUUCAUCAGAACCGAGUCCAGCACUCCCCUUGCCCCAGCGAUACCACCCCUCCCCUCCAAUAGCCCAUCACCCACAGUCGUCUGACCCAUCGCAUCGCGUGACCUCCCAGCAACAGCAACAAUACUCGUCCAUGGCCUCAGGCUCUUCCACCGCCGGCGAGCGCAGGACCCAUCCCCCAGCUCAAACCUACUCCGCCAUGCCACCUCCCUUCACCCUCCCAUCUCAUCCGAGAACGAGCAACUCCAAAAAGCGCAAGCUUCUCUCCUCGCCUGUCCACGGUCAUGUUUCCUCACCUUCGUUCCAUUCUGAAGAGGACGAAGACGACGACGCGGAAGGAGAGGAUGAUUAUGCUCCAUCGUCCAGCACACGACCCGCUCGUCGGGCGAGGAAAACGGGUAAAGCAGAUCAUCCUAGUGCUGCUGGUGGAGUCAGUACGAAGGGCAAGGGCAAGGGGAUGUCUCGAGAGGCGUUGAGAAAGGCAAACCAUUCUUUGAUCGAGCGUCGUCGUCGGGAAAAGAUCAACGCCGCUUUAGACGAGCUGAGGGAUAUGGUGCCCGGUCUGGGCGAUAAUGGUGGAAAGGGCGGUGAGUUCAAACUUGAAGUGCUAGAAAAGACGGUGAUACAUAUGAAAGACCUCAAACGCCAACUCGUCAUGCUCGAAUCCCAGCUCGGCGUCUCCCUCCCCUCCCACACCACCUCCUCCCGCUCAAGCUCCCACCAAGCCGAAACCUCCGCCCCCGAGUUGCCCUCCCACAAAACAUCCCCCUACCCUUCCCCUUCCCCCGACAAAUCCCACGCGCCCAUCUCGCCCGACCCAAACGAGACUGAACCCGAGUCCAACCUCCCUCCUCCGCUAACUCGCGCUUCUUCUCGCCCUGUUCAGAAGAACCGUUCAACGUCGGGAGACUACCUCUCUUCCCCUCUUUUGAACCCCACAACCAAACCCCCACCCCAACCAACAUCCCGUCCCCCACCCCCCUCCACAAAGUCCAACCCCAUCUUCCUCCCUUUCCCCGCCCCAUCCCCCACCUCCCCCUUCCUCCAACCGUACUCCCACCCCCCUUCUUACGCUCACACCGACACAUCGGGGCUGAGCACCGGGACUUCUGCCACGGGGUCUACUGGGGGGAUGAGCGGGAGUGAGCCGUCGCCAUUCCUGGCGGCUACGGGGUUGAGUUUGUUUGGGGGUAUGGUGAACGUUGGGGAAUCUCCCGCGGAUUCGUUCCGUGCGCCUUCUAUCGUGCAGGGGAAGAGCGGAUCGCCCCCACAUCUCUCUCUCGAACCCCCUUCCCAAUCCCAAAGCCACUCUUCAUCCCACUCCACCCUCUCCACCAACUCCUCCACCCCCAUCCCCUCACGCCCCCCAUCCCUCUCCCCCCUCUCCUCCUUCCAACCCCCCUCCACGCACGCACCAAACCCGAACCUCUCUCCGCCCAAGGGAACUUCAGACAUGCCAGCAGAAGAAGCUGCCAACCUCUUGCUCACGUUCUCGUCCCCGGACACUUUGCGGCCUGUUGUGGACCCCCAAAUGCCCCAAGUGCAGGGCGGAGGUGUAGGAGGUGGGCCGUUGGAUGGGGGGAGAGGACGUCGGAAUACAGUGGAUGAUUUCUCUCUUGACGCAUGUGGGGGUGGAGGAGGGGUGAUGGGGCAGACGGUGAAAGCGUUGGGAGCGGGGGCGGUCAAGGCGGGCAGACAGGGUGGGGAGGUGGUAGGGAAGAGUGUGAGGGAUAUUUUGAAGCUGAGUUGA
Molecule: messenger RNA, 1758 nt
Organism: Cryptococcus wingfieldii CBS 7118
Lineage: Eukaryota; Fungi; Basidiomycota; Tremellomycetes; Tremellales; Cryptococcaceae
Exons: 2
Coding region: 1-1758 (585 amino acids)
Molecular function (GO): protein dimerization activity
Source: RefSeq, a predicted model, not a curated record